Molecule: messenger RNA, 2502 nt
Organism: Astrephomene gubernaculifera
Lineage: Eukaryota; Viridiplantae; Chlorophyta; Chlorophyceae; Chlamydomonadales; Astrephomenaceae
Source: the annotation of a GenBank genome assembly
AGCAAAUCCUACAUACUUCCACGUACUUUGUGCUUGGAGUACUUGCCUUAUACCCAACAGUUUCGCCUUACGUAGUCUGGCAACAAGCGACCAUUGCUACGGGGCGGCUGUGGGGUGUUAUUAACGCGACACCGAUAGGGCGCUUAUUGAGUCCACGCGAGUUUAGAUUUUUUCAGAAGGAUUCAGGAGCUUUAUUGUCGGAGUUACGCAGUGUUUCGUCCAGGAGCACCGUUGCCUCACUUGCCGACGCUGAAUAGCUCUCGUGCCAGCACCAUAUAAUACUUUCCUAUACACUAAAUUAGACCAAAGCAACGAAAAUGUCUGGGCAAGGUGUUUCUAACGCUGUUGUCGAGGGCUGUUCCGGGGCCCUCGGCAGCGUAAUCGCUAUGCUUGCGACCUACCCGCUGAAGACUAUCUAUACGCUUCAGGCUCUGUCGACCGGCGAGAGCAGCGCCCCGGAGGCAGCGGAUUCGGGCAACAAGCUGCUGUCUGUGUUGCGGUUCAUGCAGCAGUAUAAGCUCUCCACCCUGUACGCCGGUCUGCCGCCCAAUAUUGUGGAGGCAGCCCUCUCCAGCGGUGUCUACUUCUUCUUCUACAGCAAGCUGCGCGAGAUGGCGGUGGCCUGGACCCGCAGCUCCAAAGCCGACGGCUCCGGCGCUGAGAGCCGCAGCAAGGACAUUGGCAUGCUGGCCUCGCUGCUGGUGCCGCUGGUGGCUGGCGCGCUGAACCAGCUCACCACCAUGCCGGCAUCCGUGGUGGCCACCCGCAUGCAGGGCUACUCCAGCCUGCCAGGCGCCAGCAAGGGCCAGCGCCCCCCCGGCACCCUGGAGACCAUUGCCGCCGUGUUCCGCGAGAGCGGCCUGGGCGGCUUCUGGAAGGGCCUGCUGCCCUCCAUGAUCCUGCUCGCCAACCCCUCGGUGCAGUACAUGCUGUACGAGAAGAUCAUCACCAUGAUGCGCUUCUGGAAGGAGCAGCGCGUCGCUGCAGCCGCCGCCGCGGCAGCGGCUGCGGCGCCAGCCGGCGGCGAGGACAGCAAGAAGCCUGCACCCAAGGUCACCCUGUCCGCCUUUGAGGUGUUUGCGGCUGGCGCCCUGGCCAAGAUCGGCGCCACCAUUGUGACGUACCCGCUGAUCGUGAUCAAGGCGCGCAUGCAGGCGUCCAGCAAGGCUGCGCCCGGCAGCAGCUCCACCUGGGGUACCAUUGUGGACACGGCGCGGUAUGAGGGCGUGGGCGGGUUCUACAAGGGCCUGCGCGCCAAGAUCCUGCAGACAGCGCUGAACGCGGCGCUGAUGCUGAUGCUCAAGGAGCAGCUGCAUGGGGCCACCAAGACGGCGCUGACGUGCGCGUUUAGCACGCCGGUGGUUGCCGUGAAGGCGCCGUCGGCGGCGGGUUAAGCACGGAGCUGCGGUUAGGAGGAUGGGAGGUCUCGUGAGCGUGGGUUGUCUCUCUCGUGGGCGUGGGCGCGGAGGAAGGCACUGUUGGCGGCGGCUGAAGCAUGUGUACAUGUGCAGACGGCUGGAUGCGCCCCCUCCCCGCGCGCACCCUCACUUCCGCAUUGGUUGCUCGCAGCUGAGAGAGGAGAGGGGAGGACGGAAAAGGGAGGGAGAAGGGGCUUAUUUGGAGCACAUACAAGGGCGUGCGAUGAGUGGCAGCAGGGACAUGUGAGGCCUGUAGAUAUGGGGAGCAUGCGGGCAUGGGUUACAUCUUGGGGUGAAACUGUGAGAGGUGUAUCCUAGGUGUUUCGCUGCAAGCUGGCGUGUACCGGCGUUGGGUAGUUGGGCAGAGGUGUGUUUACCGUGUCAUUAUUUGGCGUUGCUCUUCCUUGGAAGAUGUGCGAGGAAGUGGAGAUACAAAUUUUGGGUUAUGGCUGUGUUACCUGGUAAUUAGGUGAUACAAGUUUUGGGUUACGCUUGUGGUAUCGGUAAGCUGGUGCGGUUGACUGGGUAGGAGGUGUUGUCAGUGGUUUGGGCUUUGCAGCUCCGAUGAAGAUGGGGUUGAGUCGGCGGGGUAAGUUUUCAGUGUUGGCUGGCUGGCGUAACGAAGAUGGAUGAAGAGUGGCGCUUUGUGGGGAGUUUCGUAAAACGGACGAUGCUACAGCGGAGAUGACAAUGCUACAGUGAUACGGUAUGAGCUGCAGCGUUUUGGGGGCGGUUGGUUGGUUGUUAGGGACGUUUCGUACUCUGGUGCCGGAUCCGAUGCUGCCGUAAGGGCUGCUACUGCCUUGGAUUUUGCUUCCGUCGUGUUCGUUGCUCCCGCCGGGUUCCUGGAAAGGUGGUCCCUCUUGUUGGUUGGUUACCGAUAUGCCGGAUUUGGCAAAACCGUUACUGUUUGGAAACACGUGAGACGCCGCUUAUGACUCCUAAUUGCGUUGGCGCUGUAACCGUGUUGGCUACCGGCAUGCGCGCGUUUGCUGUAAAUCGUUGCACCCCUCAGGGAUACCGGUAUGCAUCAGGCUGGACGACACGAGAAGGCAUUCUGCAGUGCUGCCCUAGCUUCCCUGCC